This is a messenger RNA of Bursaphelenchus xylophilus (pine wood nematode), 1819 nucleotides long. The record is from the annotation of a GenBank genome assembly. NCBI's taxonomy places the organism in Eukaryota, Metazoa, Nematoda, Chromadorea, Rhabditida, Aphelenchoididae.
AUGCUCAAAGUAAGUUGAUAUCGAAACAAUGUUGUACGGAGUGAGUCAAGGCCGUUUACGUAAUUGGCCAUGGUUUGGAAGCGCAAAUACGCACGAAAACGAAGUCUUUUGAUAAGAUAUGCAUUCCAAAUUUGGUUUCCGCCCUUUUUUGCCUAAAGUUCCUAUUGACGAUAAAAGUACCAGUGCUCAAAUCAAUAGUAGAUUAUGAAUACUUUUCUGAUGUAUUGUCGCAUGUCCCGACCGGCCGGUUGUUGUCUGCGGAAGUUAUUUUAGAUAUCGUCGGCGACUUCGUUUUUAUUUGCGUCUUCAGCUUUGUCUUCACUACUUUUUUUCAGAUGCCUUUAUUCGGGAAGUCACACAAAUCUCCUCCGGAUAUUAUCAAAAAUCUGCGAGAGGCCUUGUUGAUCAUCGAAAAGGGCGACAAGAAGUCGGAGAAGGCUGUGGAGGAGGUCAAUCGAUAUCUUCAGGCGGUAAAACUGAUUAUUUAUGGUCAGGACAAUCAAGAACCUCACACAGAACAGGUAAUUAUUCUUUUUGACUUUGUCUACAGAUUUUAGGUAUCGAUUGAUGUAAAUAAUGAUACAGAAGUAAUUUUUGAAUUUUUUCAGGUAGCUCAACUGGCACAAGAGACUUACAAUGCAAAUGUUUUGCCUCUACUAAUAAAAAAUCUCUCCAAAUUGGAAUUUGAAUCGAAGAAAGAUGUCUCCUUGAUCUUCAACAACCUUCUGAGACGCCAGAUUGGAACGAGAUCACCAACUGUCGAAUAUUUAUGUGCUCGACCAGAGAUUCUGUUUACUCUGGUCAAAGGGUAGGAUUAUUUUUGAUUUGUUUUCUCUUUUUAGGUAGUUAUUUGAAGAAAGAAGGGUAAUUUAUGUCUAAUUUUUUUAGAUACGAAUGCCCAGACAUUGCUUUGACUUGUGGAACCAUGCUGAAGGAGUGUAUCCGUCAUGAGCAUCUGGCCAAGGUGAUUCUUUAUUCAGAACAUCUCUACGAUUUCUUCAAAUACGUGGAAGUCCCUUCUUUCGACUUGGCUUCGGAUGCCUUCUCAACGUUUAAGGAUCUGAUAACUAAACACAAAACUUUAUCUGCAGAGUUUUUGGAGAAGAACUACGAUCGUUUCUUCGGAUGUUAUCAGAAUCUUCUCCAUUCUGAGAAUUAUGUUGUUAGAAGACAGAGUUUGAAGUUGUUGGGAGAGUUGUUAUUGGAUAGACACAACUUUAAUGUCAUGACGAGGUACAUCAGCAAUCCGGAUAACUUAAAAUUAAUGAUGAACAUGCUACGGGAAAAGAGUAGAAACAUACAAUUCGAAGCCUUCCACGUUUUCAAGGUAAGAUUUGUAUCAUUCAUGAUGAUGAUGAGGCCUUCGAAGGUAAUCCCGUAUUUUUUCGGUUGAAAUGUCAUUUUUCGCUUAAAAUAAUCGUUAGCACAUCCUGGUUUUUUCUGUUUUCUACACCAUUUGAAAAACCGUAGAAAACUGGAUCGCCUUUAUUAGCUCCGAUUUUUGCUCUCUGGGAGAGGACGGGGGCCUGGCGGGCUGGGGUGUGUCUGACAAAAGCUACCCCCUGCUGGCUGGCCGGGGCGUAGCUGACCAAAGCUACGGCUGGCCUGCCCUUCUUCACGUCUUUUGUAAUACCCUAUAAUAUUUUAGGUUUUUGUCGCAAACCCGAACAAGCCCCGGCCCAUCGCAGAGAUCCUCCUUCGAAACCGUGAACGGCUGGUCGAAUUCUUGACCAAUUUCCACACUGAUCGGACCGAGGACGAACAGUUCAACGACGAGAAGGCUUACUUAAUCAAGCAAAUCCAGGAAAUGAGAGCGUAA